AUGGAAUAAGUUAUUUAAGUCACAACAUCUACUUAUUCUAAAAAAGUCAAUAAGGAAGUAAAGGCAGCCUUGAUCUUUGUUGGAGACAUUCUAGCUGAAACUGGUUAAUUAUGGUGCUCUGACACUGUUGAUGCUGAAACCACCAUAAAAAAUUAUGCAAUUCCAUAAUUGUUAUAGAAAGGAUACUCAGUUUAUUGAAGUUAGACAGGAGAUAAGGAAACGUAAAUUAAUAUUCAUUUAAUUAGAUGGAAAGUUCCAAAUAGCCCUGCUAGAGUGUCAGAGUGAUUUAGAUUAAGUAGAUUCCAACUUUAUUGUUGGUCUAUGACAAUAAGGAGGGUAUUGGAUUUGAAGAGGAAUAAUUGUUCAUUGAAAAUGCAUUCUUAGAGUAAUGA
Paramecium octaurelia is the source of this 392-nucleotide messenger RNA. The record is from the annotation of a GenBank genome assembly. Lineage: Eukaryota; Ciliophora; Oligohymenophorea; Peniculida; Parameciidae.